Molecule: messenger RNA, 1842 nt
Organism: Porites evermanni
Lineage: Eukaryota; Metazoa; Cnidaria; Anthozoa; Scleractinia; Poritidae
Source: the annotation of a GenBank genome assembly
AUGAUGGCGAUGCAGAAUCGACAUAAAAGCGCAGAUAAGGCCCGAUUUAAGCCAAAAUAUUUUUACCAGUUCAGAAUUAUUUUAAUCGGAGACAGUACUGUGGGGAAAUCAUCUCUCUUACGCCAGUUCACAGAGGGACAAUUCAUAGAAAAUUCUGACCCAACUGUCGGCGUAGAUUUCCAUGUCAGAGUUGUAAUGCUAUCAGGUGAGUUUGUAAACAUAGUGGGCACUUUUCUGAUGAUGUAAAAAUAGUUCUUGGUUACUUUUGUACCUUCUGAUAUUGUAACUGCGAUAUUUUCCUUAAAAUAUCAGAUCUUACGGAUUUCUACAAUUACAAUACUACCUAGAAUCUUCCAAGUUGCUGAAAACUGUGAAGCCUAUUUUGGAAUUUUUGUGUUGAUACAGGCUUGGUUAAGCUUAAGCCUAUAUUUAUGCAUGUCAUAUUUAAAGAUUAUGCAAUGCAAUUUACUUGAACUUAGUAUUAAAGAUUCGUUUAUAGCCAGUUGUCCGGACAGAGUGCUAUUUCAUAAUAGAUUUCUCGAGAAUUUCGCAGUAUUGGAGCAAUUACUGCAUAUAGGUGUUUUUACGGGGCUUAAGUAGAGAAUAAUACUGAUACUUUACAAACUCAUCAAUAUUCAGUAAGUAAGCUUUUAUUGUCCAACUGAAUGCAUGAAUUAAUUUACCAGUGGUCUGAAGCCCCCUGACAGCUCCCUGCUCUCAGAGAUGACCAACUCCGCCUAGGCAUGGAAUAUGCUGAAAAUAAUGGUUAUUGCCUCCUGGACUGGAAAUAUGCAGGAUGGACACUCCAGAGCCGUUAAAAUCGAUGGAUUAUAGUUAUUGUUAGGGGUCUUUCCUUGAGAAUCUUAUACCAGUCCUAUAAAGGCUUGUGAGACUUUCUGCUCAAUAUUAAAACUAAAAGUGAAAUAUGUUAUAAUAAUGAUUGUUGUUACUGUAAAUGCAAAAUGAUUUUUGGGCAGAUAAUUAGUAAACAAAAGCAAUGUAGACGCUUAAAACUGUGCACCUCUGUGUCACUUUUUGUUUGAAUAACUCAAGUUCACCAACAUUUCUUAUUUUCUUUUAUUCUAUUCUGAACUUUUAAAUAAAAAAUGCUUGUAAAGGACAAGACAUCAACCAAAUGAAGUACUCCAGGGACAAACUUUUCAAACCAUUCAAAACAUUCAGAGCGAGUGUUUUAUCAAGGUUAAUGUACUUGCUCUCAGUGUUUUACUAAACCUUUUUUAGAUUAUUAACCAGCCAGGUAUUUUCAACCAACAAAGGGUUUUAAUUCUAAGGAACAUUUUAAGCUAUCAAAUUAUUUGUGUGUUUUCAACAGCAGAUGUGAGAAUAAAACUGCAGAUCUGGGACACAGCAGGACAGGAGAGAUUCCGCUCUAUCACAUACUCUUACUACAGAAAUACGGUUGGAUGUUUAAUAGUUUAUGACAUUACUAGCAGAGAGUCUUUUCUCCAUGUCAAAGACUGGCUUAGGGAGGCAAGGCAGUGUGUCGAAGAACAGGACGUUGUAUUCAUGUUGGUCGGUCACAAGAUUGACAAAGAGUCAAGAAGGGUUGUCUCCACUGAGGAAGGAGAACGCUUUGCUGAGGCAAACAAUAUGAUGUUCAUAGAGACAUCUGCUAAGGUUUUAUGUAAUAUUGAAGAAGCCUUUAUUAGUGUCACUGAAGAAGUUUACAAACGAAUGGAGAGAGGUGACUUAGGGCUAAGGGAUGGCUGGGAUGGAAUUAAAGCCCUGCCGAUGCGACCUACUGAUGUUCUGGGCAUUGGACAUGCUGCGUCAGCUGAAGAUUUACUUGAACAACAGGAAUCUAGAAAGUGUUGUAAUUAA